Cyphellophora attinorum is the source of this 1626-nucleotide messenger RNA. RefSeq lists its product as uncharacterized. NCBI's taxonomy places the organism in Eukaryota, Fungi, Ascomycota, Eurotiomycetes, Chaetothyriales, Cyphellophoraceae. Gene Ontology annotation, biological process: protein folding in endoplasmic reticulum. The transcript has a single exon. Gene Ontology annotation, cellular component: endoplasmic reticulum. Gene Ontology annotation, molecular function: misfolded protein binding; protein-folding chaperone binding. The coding region runs from base 1 to 1626 and encodes 541 amino acids. The record is from RefSeq and is a predicted model, not a curated record.
AUGCUUCAUCGUCUUAGAGAUUUCGCCCUGCUAGUGGCGGUCCUAGGCUUCACACUCCCUUGCAGCGCCGAGGACAACCUCCACGAGCAGCCAGUUGCACAUCUUAUAGCCUCUGCAAAGGCGGCGCGCGUCCGAGGAGCGACUAACGAGGCUCUCCAGUACUUCGAUGCCGCGAUAAAGAAAGACUCGUCUGACUACCUGACUCUCUUUCAACGGGGCGCAACAUAUUUGUCUGCAGGCAGGCAUACACAAGCCAAGUCCGACUUCGACUCCGUACUCCGACUGAAGCCAGGAUUCGAAGCAGCGCUUCUACAAAGAGCGAAGAUUGAGGCGAGGAACGCAGAAUGGGAGGCCGCGAAGAAGGAUUAUAAGGAUGCCGGCGCAAAGGGAGCAGAGGAGCUCAAACAGCUCGAGGAGGCUGAGGGUGCGUCAUAUAUCGCGUUCGAAGCCGAGAAAGUGAAGGACUGGGAUUCCUGCGUCAACAAUGCCGGCGUGGCUAUCAUGACUGCGGCUGGUUCGUUGGCAUUGCGACAAUUACGAUCACGAUGCAGACUGGAGAAGGGAGAGAUCGAGAUGGGCAUCAGCGACCUACAACACGUGCUGCAGAUCCAGCCGUCGCUAUUGGAGCCGUACGUCCAUAUGUCGAGCAUGCAGUUGUACAGCCUCGGACAAGUAGAUCCUGCUCUGGCCAACGUGAAGAAGUGCUUGCAAUCAGAUCCGGACUACAAGCCUUGCAAGGCGCUGUUCAAAGAUGAGAAGGCUCUCUCAAGGGCUUUGAAACGCGUGGACGACCUGCUGGCGUCCAAAAAGUACAAUCAGGCCAGCAAAGAAUUGACAGGCAGCACGCCGGACACUGAGCCAGGAUUACUUGCCGAUAUCAAGACUGGCUUCGCCGCUCAACGAGAACAGGGGUACAUUCAUCCUGCGGCUUCACAGGGUCUGUACACAAUUUACCUCGAGAAGACUUGUGAGACUUUCAUGGGCAUGAACAACCAUCGAAAAGCAGCGCCAUAUUGCAAAGAAAUACUGCAACUCGACCCUCACUCACUCCGAGGCCUUCUGCAUCAAGCGCAAGCCCAUCUCGAUGCGGAGAACUACGAGGCAGCCAUCAAUGCUCUCAACACUGCCAAAGAGCACCAUCCAUCAGAAGCCAAUUCGAUCGCCCAGAAGUUGCAGGAAGCUCAACUGGCCCUCAAAAAGUCGAAAAACAAAGACUAUUACAAGAUCCUUGGCGUCGAUCGCAACGCCGACGAACGCCAGAUCAAGAAAGCGUAUCGAUCUGCGACGAAGAUUUACCAUCCAGACAAGGCACAUGCGCAGGGAAUCUCGAAAGAAGAUGCGGAGAAGAAAAUGGCUGCCAUCAACGAGGCAUAUGAGGUGCUAAGUGAUCCAGAGCUGAAGCAGAGAUUCGACAGCGGUGAUGACCCGAAUGAUCCAAUGGCGAGACAGGGAGGAAAUCCGUUUGAAGGUGGAAUGCCGUUUGGUUUCCCUAUGGGCGGCGGCCAACAAUUCGUGUUCCAGCAAGGAGGCGGUGGUGGAGGCGGCAAGAAGUUCAAGUUUUCGACUGGAGGCGGCGGUGGCGGCGGAGGAGGCGGCAUGCCUUUCAACUUUCCUGGUUUUGGAUGA